ACGUAUUGACUGCCCCUCAGUUUUCAUUCAGACCCCGCCAUCGCUAGGACGAACGCGAGCUCCCUCACGACCCUUGGUCACCCCACUAUUGCGAUCACGACAAAUUCACCUAGCAAAGCGUCAAACUCAUACCGUCGCAAACAUGCCGCGGCUGAACCUUGGGAACAUCAAUCCCCAUGUCGUCGAGGCCAAGUAUGCCGUGCGUGGCGAGUUGGCCGUCAAGUCUGAAGAAUAUCGUGCAAGACUUCGAAGAGGCGACACCGACCUGCCUUUCUCCGAGGUCAUCAGCGCCAACAUUGGUAACCCUCAGCAGCUCGACCAAAAGCCCAUCACCUUCUUCCGCCAGGUCCUAAGUCUUCUCGAAAACCCCCAGCUACUAGACAACGAGCAAGUCUUACUGGACCACCUGGGAUACAAGCCCGAUGUGUUGGAGCGUGCCAAGUUCCUCUUAAAGAACAUUGGUAGCGUUGGCGCCUACAGCGCAAGUGCAGGCGUUCCGGCUAUCAAAGAGAGCAUCGCUAAAUUCCUCGAGAAGCGAGACGGUUUCCCUGCUGACCCUGCUCGCAUCUAUUUGUCCGCCGGUGCCUCGUCAGGUGUGAACACCCUGCUUCACAUCCUCUGUGCCAAUCCCUCAUCCGGCAUCCUCGUUCCCAUUCCCCAGUACCCCUUGUACACUGCUUCACUCUCCGUUCUCAACGCCACCUGUGUGCCCUAUUACCUCGACGAAGCCGCUUCGUGGGGUACGUCGGUAGAGACGAUCAAGGAAGCCUACAAUGCAGCCAAGAACAACGGAACCGAUGUCCGUGCCAUCGUCAUCAUCAACCCCGGUAACCCGACAGGUGCCUCUCUCUCCGAGGCCGACAUCAAGUCGGUUCUGCAGUUCGCAGCCGAGGAGAAUCUAGUCGUCAUGGCCGAUGAAGUCUACCAGACCAAUGUCUUCAUCGGAAAGUUCCAUAGCUUCCGACAAGUGCUACUGACCAUGCAGAAGGAGAGCCCGGGCAAGUACGACGGCGUCGAGCUCGCGUCCCUGCACUCCAUCUCGAAGGGCAUGGUGGGCGAGUGCGGGCACCGCGGCGGCUACUUCGACCUCAUCGGCUUUAAGGCGGAGGUCGAGGAACAGAUCUACAAGUUCGUGUCCAUCAUGCUCUGCGCGCCCGUCAUCGGGCAGUGCCUCGUCGAGCUCAUGGUCAACCCGCCGCAGCCCGGCGACGCCUCGUACCCGCUCUACGAGCAGGAGUACAACGGCAUCUUCGAGGGCCUCAAGAAGCGCGCCACGGCCCUCUACGAGGCAUUCAAGGAGAUGGAGGGCGUUGAGUGCGGCGAGCCCCAGGGCAGCAUGUACCUGUUCCCGACCAUCCACGUCCCCGCCAAGGCCGCCGACGCCGCCCGCGCCGAGGGCCGCACCCCCGACGAGUUCUACUGCAUGCGCCUGCUCGAGGCCACGGGUGUUUGUGUUGUCCCAGGUAGCGGCUUCGGCCAGAAGGAGGGCACGCUGCACUUCCGCACGACGUUCCUUGCGCCCGGCACCGAGUGGGUUAGCUCGAUUAAGAAAUUCCACGAAGAGUUCAUGAACAAGUAUCGAUGAAAGAGUCUAGUCGCUAUUUAAUUGAAAAUCGGGAGUAAUAGCGAUCACAUUUCUCACUCGAUGUCGGCUUUAUUAGCCGGCUCUCCUUGGAUGAACGAAAUGAGGGAUGGGUGUGUUUAGAACCUUGGACCUUCUGGUAUAAGUCUCUCAGCCUGAUUUUCUAAUUCAAGAAGGAAAAAGAGGCGUUGCAGUAGAACGACGCAUCAUGCAUGCAUAGCAGGCUUAUCCUAGCGAUGCACGGGUGUAG
Messenger RNA from Xylaria bambusicola, 1832 nucleotides. Its product is annotated as alanine transaminase-like protein. The coding region runs from base 143 to 1585 and encodes 480 amino acids. Gene Ontology annotation, biological process: biosynthetic process. The record is from RefSeq and is a predicted model, not a curated record. Gene Ontology annotation, molecular function: L-alanine:2-oxoglutarate transaminase activity; pyridoxal phosphate binding. The transcript has 2 exons. Lineage: Eukaryota; Fungi; Ascomycota; Sordariomycetes; Xylariales; Xylariaceae.